AUGCUGAUCUGGGCAUCAUACCCCUCUGCUGCCUCCUGUAAUAAUGUGCAGGUGUGUGAGUUCCUGGUGGAAUCAACAGUGGCUGCCGAGAAGUGUGAGGACAUGGAUGAGGGAUACGCCCAGUGCUCACAGUUCCUCUACAGUGUUCAGGAGAAGAUGGGCAUCAUGAACAGAGGGGUGGUGUAUGGACUGUGGGACUAUGAGGUGGAGGCUGAGGACGAGCUGUCCUUCAGGGAGGGGGACUGCAUGACCAUCCUGCGCAGGCAGGACCAGGAGGAGACGCAGUGGUGGUGGCCCCGCUGUGGGGACAAGGAGGGCUACAUCCCCCGAAACCUGCUGGGGCUGUACCUUAGGAUCAAACCCAGACAGAGAAGCCUGGCUGAAGAAUAUUAUGUGGCCUAUCAAACUGACAUUACACACAAACACACACGUAUACAUUUACACACACACACAGUUCAGCAGAACACUAAGAGUCCCAGUACAGCACAUCUUUGCUGA
Messenger RNA from Clupea harengus (Atlantic herring), 498 nucleotides. RefSeq names its product apoptosis-stimulating of p53 protein 2-like. The transcript is spliced from 4 exons. Gene Ontology annotation, biological process: regulation of apoptotic process. Gene Ontology annotation, molecular function: p53 binding. Gene Ontology annotation, cellular component: nucleus. Bases 1 to 498 code for a protein of 165 amino acids. Lineage: Eukaryota; Metazoa; Chordata; Actinopteri; Clupeiformes; Clupeidae. The record is from RefSeq and is a predicted model, not a curated record.